Prosopis cineraria is the source of this 1462-nucleotide messenger RNA. RefSeq lists its product as uncharacterized. The transcript has a single exon. NCBI's taxonomy places the organism in Eukaryota, Viridiplantae, Streptophyta, Magnoliopsida, Fabales, Fabaceae. The record is from RefSeq and is a predicted model, not a curated record. The coding region runs from base 386 to 1321 and encodes 311 amino acids.
CCUCACUGAUCAAAUCCACAGAAAAAGAUCCCAAUUCGUUGACCAAUAGUAAUCAACGCUCAUCAAUGCCUCAUCACUCGCGUUUAUAGUAGAAGGGAAUCAAAGUCACCGUCACUUCCAUCUUCACGCUUACCUUUCUUCUGUGUCUCUGUUUUGCUCUGUAUUUUAUCUUCCCUCUCCUCGUUUUCAUGGUCACCAGUUGUGCUACUCGCUACUCUGUACAGAUAGGAACCAACACCAAAACCUCGAAUAAACCGACAGUCCAAACUUGUCGGAAAUUCCUGUUGUGUCCCCAAUCUACUUCCAUAUGUCUAUACAGCAAACCCCAUCCUGAACGUUAUUCCUCAAUAAACGAACAGAGACACAAAGAGCAAACAAUUUCGACAUGAAAACAGAGCAUCACUACCAGAAGAAGCUAGCGACAGUUGUCAAAUUAGCAAGACCCUCCGCGUAUUUCAUCCUUCUCUUGCUAACUUACGCCUUGGGUUACCUGUCCGCUCCUUCCUCUUCAACCUCCUCACCAUCACCAACGACAGCUCUUACCUCUCCUUCUUCAACCCACUAUACACCUGUUCUUCAUAUAAACAACUCUACCCGUACCCAUCUGGACUUUUUCCGGGUCACCGCUCGAUGCGCCGACCCGAUCCCUACCGACCUCGUCCGCUCGACGCUCCUACGAUACCUUUUCAACGGAACAUCGCCUUUUACAAAUUUCCCGCCAGAGCACGCGGCAAAGCGACUCCGUCGAAAGCGGGUCAAGGGGUGGGGGUCCAAAGGCGCGGUCUUCGAGAACCUCAUUCGCCGGGUGAAGCCCCGAACCAUAAUCGAAGUGGGCACAUUCCUGGGCGCGUCGGCGCUUCACAUGGCCGAGCUGACCCGGAGACUCGGGCUCCGAAGCCAGAUCCUAUGCGUGGACGAUUUCCGCGGGUGGGCCGGGUUCAGGGACCGGUUCAAGGACAUCGAGAUGAUAAACGGCGACGUGAUGCUGUACUACCAGUUCAUGCAGAACGUGGUGAGCUUCAACGCGACGGAGUCGAUCGUGCCGGUGCCGUUCUCGAGCGGGUCGGCCCUGAUGAAGAUGUGCGAGAUGGGGGUGUACGGGGAUUUGGUGGAGAUCGAUGCGGGUCACGACUUCUAUUCGGCGUGGGCCGAUGUAAACCGGGGAUUCCGGAUCCUGCGACCCGGAGGGGUUAUGUUCGGGCACGAUUAUUUCACAGCGGCGGACGAUAGAGGGGUGAGAAGAGCCGUUGACUUGUUCGCAGCUCUGAACGGUAAAAAGGUUUAUAUCGAUGGCCAACAUUGGGUCAUUGAAUCUUCCUAGUUCUUUCUUUUGCAUUUUUCCCACUCUUUACGCAACCACGAAAGAAUCAAACUUCACCUGUGAAAAUUUGUAUACUUUUGCUUUUUUUUGGCCUUCUUAUCUGUGAUCGUGAAAAUGAAAAUAUAUAGAAGUUAUUAGGAA